AUGGUUCGUGUUAUUACGAUUACACUAGCCGCUGUGUUUUCUACUUUUCUAGUAUCAGCGGCAACUAUUCACAAGAGACUUAUUGGCGGAGAAUAUGCCAAGGGCGGUGAAUUUCCAUUCAUUGUUAAUGUCUUGACUCUGUCAAAGCAGGAACACUGUCGCCAGGGCGGAGUAGAAGUGGAGGUUGCAUCCGCUGCGUUACACCCUCGUUACUCCUCGAUCCGGCGUCAUGAUGAUAUUGCCAUCUUGAAAUUAGCAACUCCGAUUGAGGAGAGCGACAUGAUUCGCUAUGCAACGCUACCGGCCAGCGGCUCGGACCCCGUUCUGAAUACCAUUAGUCGCAGGCUGGCAAGGGGCUUGGACGGUCGCAACACGGGUCCUGCUGACAAACUCAGCAAGGUGAAUAUUACGAUUCACGAGCGCGGCGCCUGUUCAGAGAAACUCAAAUUGGGCGCGGUUGAAGACAUAAUAUGCGCUGGCGACGAUGGCAAGGAUGCAUGCGAGGGGGACAGCGGCGGUCCUCUUGUCGACCCCGUGACGGGACAUGUAAUCGGCCUCGUGACAUGGGGGAAGUGCUGGGAUCCUCCCACGGCAUAUGCCAGGGUCAGCAGCUACAUCGACUUUAUCAACGGAUUCGUUGGAGGCUCUGAUUCUAGUCCCCCUUUCAACGUAGAGCUUAAAUGUCGGGAUCUGGUUCAGUUGGUCGGGAAUGCCACUGGCCCCGGUGACGCUGGCAUUCCUUCGACCCCAACUGGGGAAGAGGAAGAGGAAGAGGAAGGCCCGACGGCUUUGGAUGCUGUGAUUGCAAAAAUUAGGGAGCUGGCAAAACAAUGUGGCUUGAAAGAAAACGAAAAGAUGACUCCAGAAUUGCAAAAGUGUGUUGCACGGUUAUAUCAAGAAGGUGUAACACGGCGCUGA
This is a messenger RNA of Metarhizium robertsii ARSEF 23, 918 nucleotides long. Its product is annotated as chymotrypsin B1. The transcript has 4 exons. Lineage: Eukaryota; Fungi; Ascomycota; Sordariomycetes; Hypocreales; Clavicipitaceae. Bases 1 to 918 code for a protein of 305 amino acids. Gene Ontology annotation, molecular function: serine-type endopeptidase activity. Gene Ontology annotation, biological process: proteolysis. The record is from RefSeq and is a predicted model, not a curated record.